This is a messenger RNA of Opisthocomus hoazin, 2624 nucleotides long. The record is from RefSeq and is a predicted model, not a curated record. NCBI's taxonomy places the organism in Eukaryota, Metazoa, Chordata, Aves, Opisthocomiformes, Opisthocomidae.
GAAGAGACUCGUGCACAAUUAUCCGCCUUCCCACCUAUGACUAUGGAUGAGAAAUAUGUGAACAGCAUUUGGGAUCUUCUGAAAAAUGCAAUCCAAGAGAUCCAGCGUAAGAACAAUAGUGGUCUCAGUUUUGAGGAGCUGUAUAGGAAUGCAUAUACAAUGGUGUUGCAUAAACACGGCGAAAAACUCUACACUGGACUAAGAGAAGUGGUCACUGAGCAUCUAAUAAACAAGGUGCGAGAAGAUGUGUUAAACUCCUUGAAUAACAACUUUCUACAAACACUAAACCAAGCAUGGAAUGAUCAUCAAACAGCAAUGGUGAUGAUUAGAGACAUUCUGAUGUAUAUGGACCGUGUGUAUGUGCAACAAAAUAAUGUGGAGAAUGUCUACAAUUUGGGCUUGAUUAUUUUUCGAGAUCAAGUUGUACGCUAUGGCUGUAUUAGGGAUCACCUACGGCAAACUCUGCUGGAUAUGAUUGCGAGAGAAAGGAAAGGAGAGGUGGUGGACAGAGGCGCAAUAAGAAAUGCUUGCCAGAUGUUAAUGAUUCUAGGUCUUGAAGGAAGGUCAGUCUAUGAAGAAGACUUUGAGGCUCCGUUUUUGGAGAUGUCUGCAGAAUUUUUUCAGAUGGAAAGUCAGAAAUUUUUAGCUGAAAACAGUGCUUCUGUAUAUAUAAAGAAAGUAGAAGCUAGAAUUAAUGAAGAAAUAGAACGGGUGAUGCAUUGUCUGGAUAAAUCGACAGAAGAACCAAUUGUGAAAGUUGUUGAGAGGGAGCUAAUUUCCAAGCAUAUGAAAACUAUAGUGGAAAUGGAGAACUCUGGGCUAGUUCAUAUGCUGAAAAAUGGGAAGACAGAAGACCUUGCUUGCAUGUACAAGUUGUUUAGCCGUGUGCCAAAUGGUCUGAAGACAAUGUGUGAGUGCAUGAGCUCGUACCUGAGAGAGCAAGGCAAAGCACUAGUUUCUGAAGAGGGAGAAGGAAAGAAUCCAGUUGACUACAUUCAGGGUUUACUGGAUUUGAAGAGUAGGUUUGACCGCUUUCUUCAAGAAUCUUUCAAUAAUGAUCGACUCUUCAAACAAACUAUUGCGGGUGACUUUGAGUACUUCCUCAACCUCAACUCCAGGUCUCCAGAGUACCUCUCAUUAUUUAUUGAUGAUAAGCUGAAAAAGGGAGUGAAGGGACUAACAGAGCAAGAAGUAGAAACUAUAUUGGAUAAGGCAAUGGUUUUAUUUAGGUUUAUGCAAGAGAAAGAUGUUUUUGAACGCUAUUACAAGCAGCACUUGGCAAGAAGACUUCUCACAAACAAGAGUGUUUCAGAUGACUCGGAGAAAAAUAUGAUAUCUAAAUUAAAGACUGAAUGCGGAUGUCAGUUCACGUCUAAACUGGAAGGCAUGUUCAGGGACAUGAGCAUCUCAAACACGACGAUGGAUGAGUUCAGGCAACACCUCCAGGCAACCGGGGUCUCAUUAGGUGGUGUUGAUCUUACAGUGCGGGUCCUUACAACAGGCUACUGGCCUACUCAGUCAGCCACACCAAAGUGCAACAUCCCUCCAGCUCCCAGGCAUGCUUUUGAAAUAUUUAGAAGAUUUUAUUUAGCCAAACAUAGUGGGCGACAGCUGACACUCCAGCAUCAUAUGGGUUCUGCAGAUCUCAAUGCCACUUUCUAUGGGCCUGUUAAAAAGGAAGAUGGCUCAGAGGUUGGUGUAGGAGGCGCCCAAGUAACUGGCUCAAAUACACGGAAGCACAUAUUGCAAGUCUCCACUUUCCAGAUGACGAUAUUAAUGCUCUUUAACAACAGAGAAAAAUACACAUUUGAGGAAAUUCAGCAAGAAACUGAUAUCCCUGAAAGAGAGCUAGUUAGAGCCCUACAGUCCCUUGCAUGUGGCAAACCAACGCAACGUGUUCUCACAAAAGAGCCUAAAUCAAAAGAAAUAGAAAAUGGUCAUAUAUUUACAGUGAAUGAUCAGUUCACAUCUAAAUUACACAGAGUCAAGAUUCAGACGGUUGCUGCCAAACAAGGAGAAUCUGAUCCAGAAAGGAAAGAAACAAGGCAGAAAGUAGAUGAUGACAGAAAACAUGAGAUAGAAGCUGCUAUAGUUCGGAUAAUGAAAUCUAGGAAGAAGAUGCAACACAAUGUGCUAGUAGCAGAGGUAACUCAGCAGCUGAAGGCCCGAUUCUUACCAAGUCCAGUUGUUAUUAAAAAACGUAUUGAAGGACUUAUUGAGAGGGAAUAUUUGGCACGAACACCUGAGGAUCGCAAAGUAUACACUUACGUAGCAUAAAAUGCGUUCAGAAAAUUUGGUUUAUUCUUGGACUAUACUCUUCGCAUGAACUGGGAAGUUCUUUUAAAUCAUUAAUAUUAAGACAACCAUCUCUUCUAUUAAAUUACAGUACAUGUUCUAGACCAUUCAGAUCAAGCCUUUUACUCCUUUUGAGAGUUUUCAACAUGAAUUGAUUGAGCUUCAGGCUUUUCAACGUUAUCCCUGUAGAGAUCAUCCUUACAAUUCUUCGGGAAAAUGUGAAUGUGCCGCGUUUGUUUUCAAUACUGUAUGAAAACAGAAAAAUAAAAACAAAUUUAGAAAAUACAGCUCACUUAAAAAAAUAAAAUUGUUGGAAUUUCAUUUCCCCA